This is a messenger RNA of Mizuhopecten yessoensis (Yesso scallop), 1811 nucleotides long. RefSeq names its product beta-lactamase domain-containing protein 2-like. The transcript is spliced from 8 exons. The coding region runs from base 507 to 1796 and encodes 429 amino acids. Lineage: Eukaryota; Metazoa; Mollusca; Bivalvia; Pectinida; Pectinidae. The record is from RefSeq and is a predicted model, not a curated record.
UUUUGGUACUGGAAGUCCGCGUAAACAUGAAAGAAUCAUUCGUUGGGUCGAGUCAGAGAUUAUUUGAGACAACUUUUACCUACAGAUCGCAACGAAUAUCUUAGCCGUGCUGAAAAUAUGUUUAUAAUGCAAUGUUUGUGUCAAAUUGUACAUCUUGACAAGUACCAGAGUCGAUCUGAGUCGAAUAUCGAUCGUUAUACGUUAUACGUCUCUGCAAAAAUACAAUUGGUAUCUCAGUUACAACAACACUGAACAGGCUGCUGCUAAUUCAUUGGUAUCUAGCUUCCGAAGCAAAACAAGGGAGUGUUGUAGGCCUACCAUGGAGGAGGAAUACCAUCAUAAUCUGACUGUGAUCGCUUGUUGUGGGUUCGAUACAGUUCGUGAAUUUUAUAAUCUCGCACAAUACACUAUGUACAUAUAAGCAAGUAACGUUAUCAAUAUUGUUAUCAUCGUGCGAGUUUGCAUCGGAUUUCUGAUAGCUGGCGACAAACUCUUCUUAGGGGACGAUGGGCUGGCUGAUUCAGUCUGUCAUUCUGGUUUUCUUGGGAGUUCUCUGUUAUAAGAUACCCAAUUAUUUUAGGACCUCUUUGCCACCUGUUGUUGAAGGAAAUUUUCACCCUGAUUUCAGAGAGGUUGCCAAUGUGUUCAGAAAGCUGGUUGAGGAUGGCAGUGAGAAGGGAGCAUCGUUUGCUGUUUACUACCGUGGGAAGCCUGUGGUGGAUAUGUGGGGUGGAUAUGUUGACCAGGAGUCUGAGCAGCGUUGGAGAAACGACACAAUGACACUGGUCUUUUCCUGCACCAAAGGAGUUGCCGCCAUUGUAGCAGCUAUGCUUGCUGACAAAGGAUUCCUAGACUACCAGAAGUUGGUUUCAUAUUAUUGGCCUGGCUUUGCCAAAAAUGGAAAAGAGAAUAUCACUGUCGAAAUGCUACUGAGUCAUCAGGCAGGCCUUGUUACAACCAAUGAAACAGUCCCUCUACAUUGGUUAAUCUCGGACCCGGAGAGGUUGGAGCGAUUCCUGGAAAAUCAAACACCAACAAUAAAGCCAGGUUCAGGUGUUGUGUACCAUGCCAUCACCUAUGGUCUAUACCUUGAUCGUUUGCUGCCUAAGAUUGAUCCCCAAGGUCGAUCAGUGAAACAAAUGUUUGAGGAAGAUAUUGCGAAUCCAUUCAAUAUAGACUUCUCUAUUGGAUCAAAGAAAUCAGAGGACUAUCGGUUUGCACCUUUUACAUCCCUCGAUGUUAAAAACCUGAUCUUCAAGUUCCUCUUCAUGCCUUCGUACUGGGAUGUGUUGUUGAGAAUGAUCCAGCCCAACUCACUAGUACUGACUAGUAUGUCUGCUAUAAAGGAGACUAAAAAAAUUGCCAUGUUAAGGAACCCUGAGAUUCGUCAGGUCCCACUUGUGUCCGUCAUGGGUCACGGUAAUGCUCGCUCACUAGCCAAACUGUACGGAAUUCUGGCUAAUGGUGGACAGAUCAAUGGAAAGCAGAUGAUCUCACAAGAAAUGAUCCAUGUUUUGAAUAAACCGGUUGUCUCUAAACUCAGCCUAGAUUUACAUAGGCCUGCUACAUAUGGACUUGGCCUCAUCUUCUUUGAUAAUCCACAGGGCGGCAAGGUGAUUGGACACACGGGUUAUGGUGGACAGAUGGCUAAUGCUGACGUGGCAAACCACCUAGGUCUAGCCUACAUCACUAAUCAUCUCUCCGAAUACUCCUUUGGAGAUGAUCCUAAGUACCUAGCCUUACAAAAGGCCACUUACAACUGUCUUCAUAAACAUUCCAAAAGAUAUGCUGAUUAAAUGACAAAAACAUUG